GAGCGAGGGAGGAGAGUGAGAGAAAGAGGGGGAGAGAGACGGGGGGAGACGCGCUAUUUUUACCCCCAUUCAGUGCACCCUCGCCUGGCCACAUGCUCCUGAAACUGUCCCGAAGCUGUGGAGCCUUCUGGAGGUUUCUCUGAUCAAACUGCACACGUUUUUAAAGAGCAGAGCAGCAGACAUUUUAGGACAGUGUAAGAAGAGGAUCACUACUACUACUGCUACUACUUGUACUACUACUACUACUGCAAAUACUGCUGGUACUACUUCAAAGUACAGGCCCACAUGGCUCUGCACUGCUAUAACCGAGGCUGCGGGGAGAAGUUUGAUCCACACAAGAACAAAGAUGAUUCCUGUGUGUUUCAUCCCGGCGUUCCCAUUUUCCACGACGCUCUGAAGGGCUGGUCCUGCUGUAAGAAAAGAACCACAGACUUCUCCGAGUUUCUCUCCAUCAAAGGCUGCACUAGGGGGCGCCACAGUAACGAGAAGCCCCAGGAGCCUCUUCAGCCCGAGGUGAGCUCCGACAAAGGACAGAACAAACUGACCAACGGAGCCGAGAUCAUCUACCAGGGGCCCAAGAGCGCAGAGGCCCUCCAGAGAGAGAGGCCCAGUUUGGAUGAACCCAGGGUCAAACUGCCUCAUAAAACGUCUCCGUCUCUGGACCAAAUCCUACAGAAACUGGACCUAAGCAAGAAGCAGGAGCAGGAGAAAAAAGAAAGUGAAGGAGUGACGUCUGGGACUCGCUGUAAAAACGCAGGAUGUAAAACUAUGUACCAAAACGCGGACACGGAUAAGGAGACGUGCACGUACCAUCCGGGAGGACCAGUUUUUCACGAGGGGUACAAGUACUGGAGCUGCUGCUGUAUCAAAACUCUGGACUUUAACGCUUUUCUGGAUCAAAAAGGAUGUAGCACCGGGAAACACUGCUGGGUCCGGAAACAGGAUAAGAAGAAGGUGGCGUGUCGACACGACUGGCACCAGACCGGAAACACUGUGGUGGUCACAAUUUACGCCAAGAACGCCCACCCCAAGUUUAGCACGGUAGAAGCUAACGGCACUGUGCUCUUUUGUCAAAUCCAGUUUGAAAGUGACAAGAUUUUCAAGAGAGAGUUUCACCUGUGGGGGGUGGUGGAUGUGAAGCAGAGCGGCAUCAACUACGUCCCGUCCAAAGUGGAGAUCGUCCUGAGGAAGGCCGACCCGUUGUCCUGGGGAAAACUGGAGGAUCCCAACUACAAACCAGAACCAGAACCCGAAGACCUGGACCUGGAACAGGAGCAGGAGCAACCGGACUGGGACAUAGAGGACGAUGACAUCAGCGACUCCGAUGAAGAGUGGGGCAACGACAACAAAAAGGACAAGAAGAAGAAGUCAGAGGAGCCGCCGGCGAAGAAGAGCGACGAGGAUGACCUGAGGGAGAAGCUGGAGGAGAUGCAGAGGAUCCAGAUGGCCCAGGUCCAAGCCGACAUGAAGAAGGCGAUGGAGAAGAGGAAAAAAGAUGAAGAGGAGCGAGAGAAGCAGAAGGAGCUGGACGCACAGGAGGGCUACGACGACAUGCCCGACCUGGAGGACUAGAGUCACUCAGCUGUGUUCACAUCAGGCCUGACCGAUCUGGGACUGCAGCCUUUAAAAUUUGCUAAUUAUGUUCAAAUUGUAUCAUUUCAGUUACGAUUAAUCCUGCAGCCCUGUAGUUCACAUGAUAAAGUUAAUUUGUGGAUCAUACAUUUGGAUAUUUCUUCCAAAAAACUGUGAAUCUCAUUAGUGCUUUUCAGAUUCUAGGAUGUAAUGAUGUUAUACUCCCAGAUGGGGGCGCCAGAGACAGAUUUCCCCUAUUGAUCACAUUGUACUUUACCAUGAAAUAUCCAGAAGGUAAAUGCACAAAUGUUGAACCUGAUCAUUUCUAUUAGUGACUCAAGAACUCACUGUGUUACAACCAUAAACUGUAUAUUUAAAUGGACAUAGCUAACCUGCUAGCCGCCGUCGCCCCUCUCGCUGUAACUGCUGCGGUCAAAUUCGUCACUCGCUUGGUCUUAAAACGUUCGUAUUAACCCUCUCUACGUGAUCCUAGUGUUUUUAUUUCACUAUUGUGUCCGUAAAUCAAGAUAUUAACAUUAAUAACAGACAAAUCAGGCGCCGUCUUUCCCGGAAGUCGCACCCGCUAACGUUAGCAACAGAUUUGAUUUACAGUGUUGCUAAGUGUCUACUCUCUUCUAAACCAGCAGUGUAGGCGGGAAGGGGCGUUACCUUCAACAUCCUCGCUCCGGAUUGGCUCUUUGGUUGCCGUGAUACUCGUGGUCAUAAUUCCAAAAGCCCUAACCGCUAUAACUGCUAGCCUCGAUUAGCUUCAUUUGAAUGGAGCCGAACGUUGUGGGUGAUGUCCACUUCUUUACACAGUCUAUGAUUUCAACAAAAGUCCGCAGUUUAACAAUAUUAAUUUUAUCUGGCUCAUCUGUAUUAAAUAUCAUCUGAAACUCACCAACAGUUACAAAAAACCUGCUCCAUCUGAAAUUGAAAUUACGACAUCUUUAAUUUCUAGAUUUGUGAACACAGUUUGUGGUUUACAAGGCAAAGACAAGACUGAAUACCUCAGUGUAAAGUUUCAAUGAGUCAAAAUGAACUUGAAAUUAAAUAUGGAUGCUGUUUGGGUAGUUGUUUUUUUUUCCUUUUGAUUUCAAAGGUGCACUGUGUAACUUUUCUGCUUGUCUCCAUGGAUUAGUACGAUUUAUACUCCAGUACGACUUAUACUCUAGUACGACAUGUACUCCAGUACGACUUAUACUCCAGUACGACAUAUACUCCAGUACGACUUAUACUCCAGUGCGACUUAUACUCCAGUACAACUUAUACUCCAGUAGGACUUAUACUCUAGUACGACAUGUACUCCGGUGCGACUUAUACUCCAGUACGACAUAUACUCCAGUACGACUUAUACUCCAGUGCGACUUAUACUCCAGUACAACUUAUACUCCAGUAGGACUUAUACUCCAGUACGACUUAUACUCCGGUGCGACUUAUGCUCCAGUACAACUUAUACUCCAGUAGGACUUAUACUCCAGUACAAUUUAUACUCCAGUACGACUUAUACUCCGGUGCGACUUAUGCUCCAGUGCGACUUAUACUCCAGUACAACUUAUACUCCGGUGCGACUUGUACUCCAGUAUGACUUAUACUCUAGUACGACUUAUACUCCCGUACGAUUUAUACUCCAGUACGACGUGUACUCCGGUGCGACUUAUACUCUGGAAAAUACGGUACGUUAUUAUAAUAAUUUAAUGAUCAUAAAAACAUAAAACACAAAAACUGAAGUAAAAAGGUAAAGAUGGGAUAAGGAUAUGAAAAGUGUGUGUACGUGUGUGUUAUGACAGACAGAUAGACACAGACAGACAG
This is a messenger RNA of Periophthalmus magnuspinnatus, 3384 nucleotides long. RefSeq lists its product as uncharacterized. The record is from RefSeq and is a predicted model, not a curated record. The transcript has 13 exons. Lineage: Eukaryota; Metazoa; Chordata; Actinopteri; Gobiiformes; Gobiidae. The coding region runs from base 286 to 1572 and encodes 428 amino acids.